Manihot esculenta (cassava) is the source of this 1610-nucleotide messenger RNA. RefSeq names its product late embryogenesis abundant protein ECP63. The transcript has 3 exons. The record is from RefSeq and is a predicted model, not a curated record. Lineage: Eukaryota; Viridiplantae; Streptophyta; Magnoliopsida; Malpighiales; Euphorbiaceae. The coding region runs from base 79 to 1230 and encodes 383 amino acids.
AACAUUAACAAACGUAUUGUUUAAUUUCUUUAUCUUAGUGAAUCUGUAGGUUGAUUGAAGAGCUAGCAGUUAGCAAAUAUGGCGUCGACGCAGGAGAAGCUGGAGAGAGCUGAGGUGGAGGCGGGACAAGCGGCGACUGAUCUUAGGGAAGCUAAGAGAGAGGAGGAGUAUGGAGGGAAGGCCAAAAUGGUGACGGACCAGCAGCAGCAACAACAAGAGGAAAGCCCAGGCGUUAUUGGGUCCGUGUUGAAGGCAGUUGCUGGUACUUACGAGCAUGCCAAAGAGGCUGUCGUGGGCAAGGGGCAAGAGGCUACCGAGAAGACGAAGGAAGGUACUUAUACAGCAGCGGAGAAGGCUGGAGAGGCUAAAGAUUCGGCCGGAGAGAAGGCGGCGGAGACGGCGGUUGCUGCUGAAAGAAAGAUUGAAGAAGGGAAAGAAUCGAUGGAAGGGAAGGCGGCGGAGACUAAGGAGUCGGCGAAGGGAAAGAUGGGAGAGUAUGCAGAUAAGGCGAAAGAGACGAAGGAUUAUGCAGCUCAGAAAGCGAAAGAGACUAAAGAAUCUGUAGAGGGGAAGGCAGGAGAGUAUAAGGACUACACUGCAGAGAAGGCAAAGGAAACGAAGGAUAACACUGCUGAAAAAGCUAAGGAGGCAGGAGAGAAGACAUCAGAGAAGGCGAAGGAAGCAAAGGAUUAUAGUGCUGAGAAAGCUGAGGAAGGAAAGGACACUGCUAGUAGUAAGCUCAAUGAGCUUACUGAAUCUGCAAAAGGUGCUGCAAGAAAAGCUAUGGACCUCUUCUCUAGCAAGAAAGAAGCAGCUAAAGAGAAAACUGCCGAGACAAAUGAGGCAACCAAGGAGAAACUGAGCGAAGCUGAGGAGGAAACUAGGCGGAAAAUGGAGGAGUUGAAGAUGGAAGGUAAGGAAUACAAGGACAUUGAAGCUGAAAGGGGAACCGCAGCGAAAGACAACAUCUUUGGAAAGAUGGGGCUCGAAAGCAUUAAACAAUCCAUUAAAGGCAAGCUGACACAGCCACAGGACGAGGGAAGAGGGAAGGAAAAGGAUGCAUACAAGAUGCAAGAGGAGGUGGUGGUUCUUGAAGAGACGUCGCCAGGAACUGUGGUGUCUACUAUAAAAGCAGCAGAUCAGAUGACUGGACAAACUUUCAACGACGUUGAACGCCUAGGCGGGGGCGUUGUUCACUUGAAGCGCACCGAUCGUCGAGGUAGUCCGUGAUUACGUCCACACUGUUUAGAUGUGUUGUGCUCUUUUCUUUUGUGUUUAACUAGUUUUGCGGGCCUUUUUCCCCUUUUUCUGGUUGGUGUGUGAAUAAUUAAGUCCACAGACAAAGCUUUUUGGGCUUUUGUGCUUUUAGGAUAUCUGGAUGUGAAUUCAGAUGUAAGGAUGGAUAGAUCAACAAAACAUAUCAAAAUCUAAUGCGGUUUUGCCCUAUAUUACCCGAAAAAUAACCUUACAAGUUUUUGUUGCCCCAAUACUGCAAUCUUUGGCGAAAUCCGGCGAGAAGCGAAUUUAAAUAAUAGUAAGUUUUACAUUAAUCACAUUUUAUUAUUACUAAAUGUCUGUCGGAAAAUUUCCGUUUCUUAAUGUUAUUUUGC